AUGGCAAGGGGUAAAACGGUCCCCCUUGCCAUGACCAAUUUUCCUGGUCAUGGCUGCGCCGCGGUCACGUGGUGUGGUUUCGCUGUUCGAUACACUAUUACUCUUGUUCUCAACAUAUACAAACUCAACAGCAUUGUCUUGGGCAAUGAUCCUUGCCGUGUAUUUGAGAUCAAGAUUGCACCGACAGAGAGUGUCAGCACCCUCCAAAAGGUUAUCAAGGACGCGAAGAAGCCACAAUUUGACCGUGUUGCCGCUGACGGACUCGAGAUAUGGCUGUCUAAUGCCGACGAUCUGAUCAUUUGGAAGGUCAAGAUAAAUUUGAACGACCUUGUUCAGUCUCGACAUCCCACCAACCAAUCAUCUGUCACAGUUACUGCUCCCACAACCUUCAAAGCCCGCCUACACUACCUAUGGACUGCUCGUGCAUUGCCGCCAAUUUUCGAUGCUCAUCUUGCCUCGGGUCAACUGCACAACGAUGUUGGCGAUGACUUGAUUCAUGAUGGAGAUUCAGUGGUAUGCUGGGCUGCACAGUAUGCCUCUAUGGCACUUACUACGCCGAAUCGAUGGGUCCUCGCGAUGGUUCUUUACAUUAUCGGUUUCGUAUCAUACGGUGCGACUCUUGUUUUCUAUGCCGCUCUAUUCCCUCGCCUCGCACGCAAUACCCCACAUGCACGCCAGUUGAGAGAGAAGUACGAAAGCGGCGAGAUUCCUCCUGAAGUUUACGAGCAAGAGGAAUCUCUGGAAAAGAAUAGGAUCAGUAAUAUCUCUACCGUUUAUAGUAAUGUCGGGUACAUAAUCACCUUAUCGCUGAACUUAGCGCUUUUGUUGCCGAUGACGAACAACCCCAAGGUAGACAAUUAUGUCCUCGUGUUUGUCACCACGUACUGGGUGGAACCCAGGCCAGGCCCUAGUUUACCUGAAGGCGAACACUACAUGACGAUUGGAUGGAAGCAGAUCUGGGCUACGCUGAAGACAUACAAGCAUCUUCCCUACACCUUCGCGUACCUGUUCUCCUUCUUCCUUCUCGCAGAUGUACUGUUUGGUUGCCUAUCUCCUGACCCACGCCUGACAUUUUCUUGGACAAGGGCUGAAUACUACCGGGACUCUCGCUGCCAUUUGCCAGAACAACAAGUUCGGUUUCUCGUUCCCGCAAAAUACCUACUUGGCUUGUCACAGGCGAUUGCCUCGACUAUCAGUACUCUCGUCUUCUGGUACAUCCAGAGAUAUUGGAAGAUUAGCACGAAGAAGAUGUUCGUGGUGACUAAUGUGGUCACGAUUUUGAUUCCGCUGUGGGGUAUGAUUGGAAUAUGGACAGAAAAACUUGGGUUCCAUAAUGUCUGGGAGUUUUGGUUCAACAUUGUGUUCGGCCUUUUCCAGGCGCCUUACUACGCAUUCUCCCAGAUAAUGAUGGCCGAGCUUAGUCUGCCCGGUUUUGACAACAUGUUCUUCGGUCUGUUUGGUCUAUCCAACCGCGCUUCUUCUAUGGUGGGACCUAAUGUCAUCCAGGUCAUUAUCAACAGGACGGGGAAUGACUGGCAGGGAUUCCCGUUCCUCUUUGCGUUGUGUACGGCUGCCUCAGUGGUGAUCUGGUUUGGGGUUGAUGUCACGAAUGGGCGGAUGCCGUGA
This is a messenger RNA of Suillus subalutaceus, 1626 nucleotides long. Its product is annotated as vacuole effluxer Atg22 like-domain-containing protein. The coding region runs from base 1 to 1626 and encodes 541 amino acids. Lineage: Eukaryota; Fungi; Basidiomycota; Agaricomycetes; Boletales; Suillaceae. The transcript is spliced from 12 exons. The record is from RefSeq and is a predicted model, not a curated record.